AUGCUACCAGAAGCCAGCAGUGACGCUGCGGAGAUGCUGCGCGGAGCCCGCGAGACGGUCCGCGGCGUCGAUUCGCCCGUUUUGUUCCUCCCGUCAAAAAUCGAUCCACCCAACACUUUCAUCCUCAAACCGUGCAGCCUCCACGCUCGAGUCAACCACCAUACCCCCGAACAUUUCCCCGAGUCGCAAUGCAGUAGAGUGAAAUACACUCUGUUCAUCUCAAAGCGUAUCUCAGCCCGAAUCACAAACACCUAG
This is a messenger RNA of Aspergillus clavatus NRRL 1, 255 nucleotides long. RefSeq lists its product as uncharacterized. The transcript has a single exon. The coding region runs from base 1 to 255 and encodes 84 amino acids. The record is from RefSeq and is a predicted model, not a curated record. Lineage: Eukaryota; Fungi; Ascomycota; Eurotiomycetes; Eurotiales; Aspergillaceae.